Messenger RNA from Brassica rapa (field mustard), 417 nucleotides. RefSeq lists its product as uncharacterized. NCBI's taxonomy places the organism in Eukaryota, Viridiplantae, Streptophyta, Magnoliopsida, Brassicales, Brassicaceae. The record is from RefSeq and is a predicted model, not a curated record.
AUGGCCUCCAAAUGCAUAGACAAUGGUGUAAAGAACGAAACCGACGUCCUCUCCGUCGAGAAGGUGACGAGUUACACCAACCUCCACAAGUGGCCGAUGGCAGAGGUGGAGUUUGUUCAGUCAAUCAGACACGGCAAUAGCCAGCAUCAUACCAUGGUGCUGAACAACAUUUCUUGUAGGCAAAUGUACCUCAGAAGCUACACUUUCACUAGAAAAGAAAAUGAAGGCGAAGGUGGUCGAGGUGGCGGUAAGACCGGUGACCAGUGGAACAGAGGAGAGAAAAAGAAGUCUGCAGAGACAACGAAGAAAGGUAUGAGGAAAAAGAGCAAAGCAACACCUUGUAGGGGGUUUGUUUUGAGGCUCUUAUGGAAGUGUUUUUCUUGUACUUCCUCUACUAAAGUUAAUAUUGAUCCGUGA